Pyricularia oryzae 70-15 is the source of this 1139-nucleotide messenger RNA. RefSeq names its product R-specific carbonyl reductase. Lineage: Eukaryota; Fungi; Ascomycota; Sordariomycetes; Magnaporthales; Pyriculariaceae. The transcript is spliced from 3 exons. The record is from RefSeq and is a predicted model, not a curated record. Bases 67 to 891 code for a protein of 274 amino acids. Gene Ontology annotation, molecular function: oxidoreductase activity.
UCUAGCUGGCGCUGAUAAAAAGUACCGAUUUCUCAGGGCCAUGAAGGAUGCGGGCGGAUUGUGCAAAUGGGCAAAGACACCAAGGAGGCCAAGGUCAAAGUAGGAGAUCUCGUGGCCCUAUAUGCAGUUCCGGGAUGUGGAGCAGGCGACUGCCCCGAGUGCUCGCGUGACCUGCCCCAGAUAUGUGAGGUGGGACAUCACUCGGGUGUCGGCCAGGAUGGCUUCUAUGCACCCUACGCCCACGUCGACAUCCGAGGGGUUGUGCCUGUUCCUGACGGAGUGUCGCCCGCGCAGGCCGCCGUGGCCACCGACGCCAUCAACACGGCCUUCCACGCCAUCACGCGCCGGGCAGAGGUCCAGCCGCACGAGACCGUCUUCCUCUUCGGCCUCGGCGGGCUGGGCUUCAACGCGCUGCAGGUCGUGCGGCACAUUGGCGCCCGCGUCCUCGUCAAGGACGUCAAGCAGUCGCGGGUCGACGACGCGCGAGACAUUGGCGUGCCGCCCGAGGAUAUCGCGCCGCUCGACGUGACCGUGGAUGAGUUUGUUGCGAGACGUGGGCUGCACGUCGACACGGUUUUGGAUUUCGUCGGGGCUCACGACACCUUUGAUGCGGCGCAGAGGAUAGUGCGCAGGGGUGGCAAGAUUCUCUGCGUCGGCAGCUUGGAUACGGAGAAUACGGUCAGUAUGAAGAUUGGCACGAGAAAAAGGUUGUCCUUCAUCUUCUCGUACGCUGGGCAGGUCCAGGACCUGGAAAAGGUCUUGGAUUUGGUGGCCAGGGGAGUGAUUCGGCCGCAGGUGCAAGAGAAGCGUUUGAAGGACUUUCCAGACGUCGUGAGGGAUCUCGAAGCGGGCAAGAUUGAUGGCAGAGUAGCCCUGAUGCAGGACGAGUAAGGAGAACAAAGGUCUGGCAGAUUCUAUUAACACGUACGUAUGUGAACCUUUUCAACCAUUGACGCUCGCUCCUUUGGGCAGCGUUAUAGAAGUCGCAGCGGUGGUCCCUGCGUCCACAGGCAAAAUGGCACCCGUGAUCCAUCUGGAAUGAUCCGAAGCAAGAAACACGACUGCGCAUGCUGCAUCCCAACCGCUACCCUCAGUACCCAGCAGACUCCUGCCCUUGCGGGCCUCUCUGACCUCCUCAC